Molecule: messenger RNA, 3239 nt
Organism: Gorilla gorilla gorilla (western lowland gorilla)
Lineage: Eukaryota; Metazoa; Chordata; Mammalia; Primates; Hominidae
Product: olfactory receptor 6P1
Exons: 3
Coding region: 257-1210 (317 amino acids)
Biological process (GO): G protein-coupled receptor signaling pathway
Cellular component (GO): membrane
Molecular function (GO): olfactory receptor activity; G protein-coupled receptor activity
Source: RefSeq, a predicted model, not a curated record
GGGCAAACCAUACCUGCCCAGAGGCAAAAGUUAAUCAGCCUAUUGACAAAUAUCAAAAGGCAGGGUAUGUGUGUGAAUGUGGAAGACAGGCAAGCAAAGAAGUAGGUGAACUUCUGUGACAAAUUUUGUUCUUAUUCAGGUUGCCUGUUGACUCUGAUGGUGGUUUCUUUUGCUGCUUCCCACCCUUCACUCCGUUUUCCAACAACUCUCCCACAUCCCUCAGGACUGACCCUGGCACUCAAGUGGACAGAGAGCCAUGAGAAAUUUGAGUGGAGGCCAUGUCGAGGAGUUUGUCUUGCUGGGUUUCCCUACCACGCCUCCCCUCCAGCUGCUCCUCUUUGUCCUUUUUUUUGCAAUUUACCUUCUGACAUUGCUGGAGAAUGCACUCAUUGUCUUCACAAUAUGGCUUGCUCCAAGCCUUCAUCGCCCCAUGUACUUUUUCCUUGGCCAUUUCUCUUUCCUGGAGCUAUGGUACAUCAAUGUCACCAUUCCUCGGCUCUUGGCAGCCUUUCUUACCCAGGAUGGUAGAGUCUCCUACAUAGGUUGCAUGACCCAACUGUACUUCUUUAUUGCCUUAGCCUGUACUGAAUGUGUGCUGUUGGCAGUUAUGGCCUAUGAUCGCUACCUGGCCAUCUGUGGACCCCUCCUUUACCCCAGUCUCAUGCCUUCCAGUCUGGCCACUCGCCUUGCUGCUGCCUCUUGGGGCAGUGGCUUCUUCAGCUCCAUGAUGAAGCUUCUUUUUAUUUCCCAAUUGUCCUGCUGUGGACCCAACAUUAUCAACCACUUUUUCUGUGAUAUUUCCCCACUACUCAACCUCACCUGCUCUGACAAGGAGCAAGCAGAGCUAGUAGACUUCCUUCUGGCCCUGGUGAUGAUUCUACUCCCUCUAUUGGCUGUGGUUUCAUCAUACACUGCCAUCAUUGCAGCCAUCCUGAGGAUCCCUACUUCCAGGGGACGCCACAAAGCCUUUUCCACUUGUGCCGCUCAUCUGGCAGUGGUUGUUAUCUACUACUCCUCCACUCUCUUCACCUAUGCACGGACCCGGGCCAUGUACACCUUCAACCACAACAAGAUUAUCUCUGUGCUCUACACUAUCAUUGUACCAUUCUUCAACCCAGCCAUCUACUGCCUGAGGAACAAGGAGGUGAAGGAGGCCUUCAGGAAGACAGUGAUGGGCAGAUGUCACUAUCCUAGGGAUGUUCCGGACUGAUAUACAACAGGUCCUGGGAGAGGUGAAAAUAGCAGAAUCUUAAUAGGGCCUCCUCAAGGAAUCAGAAUGGGCUUAAAGGGAACAUAAAUAUAAUUUGCCAACAUUUUCUCUAAAUAUUGUCUGGGACCUUCUGAUACAAAUGAAAGUUUAUGAAUCAUUUAUUUUUUACAGGGGUUUUCAAACUAAGUUUGGACUAGCUACAGAAGAAUCACCUGGGAAUUUGUUAAAAUACAGAUUCCCCCCAAAAAAUAUGUGGAGAGUCUUACUGAGUAUGUGUGGAAUGUAACCCUGCCGUGAAUAAUUUUCAAAACUUCCUGGGAAUUCCUAUUUCAUAGACAGUUUGGGAUUCCCUAGUCUAGACCAAGCCCAUUAUUUUACAAGUGAGAAAAUAUAAUAUGAGAAAACAAGGGAACUUACUGGUGGACAUGCCAAGAAAACAAUUUGGUAGACUUCAGUGUAACAAUUUCAAAUCCCACUUUCAUAAGAAACUGCACAAGUAGGUUAUACCCCAAGACCUAAUUUCAUAUCAUCUUAUCUACAAAACUCAUAUUCACUGAAAGUCAAAGCAGAGAGAGAUGCAGUGCUGAUAUUCAGCCAUAUAUGCAUGACUCAGUAUGGCUAACUAUCCUCUCCAUCUCCCUUCUUUGAAUCUCAGGGGCAUGUAAAGCUGGUUGACCUAACAAAUAUUGACCAGGUAGUAGGUAAAAAGUUCUAGAAAGCUUAUAUACAGAUCUUCUCCUUCACUAUGGCCAGCACCUGUUUUAACUAAUUAGUGCCAGGGCUAUACCGAUUGUGAACUAUUUUAAAUUGUGUUCCUAGUCAAAGGAUUGUAAGAACAGAAAAUGCCUUCAUAAGAAAGAAGAUUGAAGAGCUAUAGAUAGGAUGCAGCUAUCUCUAUGGCAAUUGGGGUGUCUCAGGUUCAUAGCCUGAAUCAUAGGUAUUCUAGCAAGUUCCUUUGAUUUUUGGAAAGUUACUUGAAUUGUUCAGAGAAAUUUUUCUUAUCUUGAAUCUAGGCUCAUUUACACAAAUUUCUUCAUAUUGAACCAAAUUCAAUGAUUAUUUAGAUGUGGGAUAUGUGAAACAAAAUAAAUAUGCAAUAACAAUAAAUAUGCAUAUUGGAACAAAUUCCAGUAAACAUGGAUUGUUGGUCAGUGCACAUUUGCCUAUUCCGAGACAGAUUUUGAGGGAGAAAAAGACAUGUGUCCAUCAAUGCAAACUACUUUAUCAACAAUCAUUUCAGAUUUUCCAGUAUUAAAAACAAAAUAACAAUAAAAGAUCUGAUACUUAAAACAGUUUAAGUUGUUUUGUUUUCAUAACAUUUCUAAAUAGCCUUAGAAACAGCUCUGAACAUAGCUCAAUUUACAUUACAUUCUCCUCUCCUUUCAUAGAAUUAUGAGAGACAUGGAGUUCAGAAUUCAGACCCUAGAACGAGCAAAUUUCAAUUGGAUCCUGGCUUUACUAAUAACAAGUUAUGUGAUCAUAGGCAAGAAACUUUACAUCUCUGCUCUUAGUUUCUCUUUGAUAAUAAAAAUAAUACCCUUUUCAUCAUAUGGGCUUGUUGUGAAUAUUAAAUAAAUAACACAUAUGUGGGCAAAGGGUUAGCAUUUUUUUUCUCUUUCUUUUCGGAUAAAUUUGAUCUUGGAUUAAUUUCUAGUUCUGGUUCCCUGGAAACCUAAUAAACAUUACUACACAAAAUUACUUAUGGCAUAAGUUAUCUCUGAGCAGCAAAUGACCUCUGGACUGGGAGGAUGAUGAAUGUGUUAAGGAUAUCUAGUGGGAAAUAAUAGCUUCAAGCUACUUUUGUAACUUGGCAUGUCUUCUGAGGGAAUUCUAGAAGCUAUGGAUGCCCAUGAAAUUGUUACAAGUGAUAUAGGCCCUUACAGGGCUUGAAAAUUCCAAGUUAAGGUGGACUCUGCACCCCUUGAUGAAAAUCUUAUGUCCACCUACCUGAGCUAAGACUUUAAAUGACAGAGUCUAUUCCUUCAACUGCUUUCAGGACUUCCUUUCCGUAAGAGAAACUCCUAAAACU